This is a messenger RNA of Trichosurus vulpecula (common brushtail), 2741 nucleotides long. It is a transcript of the gene MAB21L2, whose product is annotated as mab-21 like 2. The coding region runs from base 1141 to 2220 and encodes 359 amino acids. NCBI's taxonomy places the organism in Eukaryota, Metazoa, Chordata, Mammalia, Diprotodontia, Phalangeridae. The record is from RefSeq and is a predicted model, not a curated record. The transcript has a single exon.
GAGAAAGAGAGAGGUUGAGACUCACACACCAGAGUGAAGGGGGAGGUGGUAAAGGAGACAAGAGACAGCAGGGAAAGAGACAGAGAUAGAGCCACAGAGACAGACAGUAGCAGGCAGAAAAGAGGGGAGGGGGGGGGGAAGAUAGACAGAAAUAGAGGCUCUCUCUGAAUGCAAUAUAAAGGGGGAGGAGAAGAAAAAUCCAGGACCAUAACUACACCCCAGAUGCAACGCAAGCAACAACUUCGUCAAGAUAACACAGACUUUGUGAGAGACAAAAUUAUAAAUUACAGAACAGAAAUGAAUCUCAAACAACUUCAGCCCGUUUGUACCUAGAGAAAGACAAGAAUAUCCAUUCAAAUCAAACAAACUGGGUCCAGAAAACGCCUCCAGCAGGAAAAGAAAGAAACCACAACAACAACAGAAGCGCUCCAAGAGGCAGAGAGAAACCCUGAAAGCAGCACACCUCCCGUGAACCUCGGAUGCCGCCACGGACUGAGUUGCACUUUUCGCCCAGAGCAUUAAUUACAGCCUUCUUUUCUGAAUUUGGGGGAGGGAUAAAACAGAGUGCAAACUCUCUCAUUCCCAUCGGGCCUUAUUAGACUUGAGGACUUCUUCCAUCCUUGGAGAUAAUUUUCCAACGAACCAUUCAGCCUAUAUUAAUAUUUAGCUUUUUUUUUUUUUAAGGCUGCACUUAGCACUUAAACGACGGGUGUUUCCAAGUUUGCUGGAGCUGUCUCUUUUAUCAACAAGGUUUUUGGCUUAAAACUGAAUCCCUUUGGGAAGUAAGCCUGGAUUCUUUUGCAUACCUAUUACUGCCCCCCCCCCCCAUUUUAAAAACCAAAAGAAGUAACAACAACCAAAAGUAUUUCAGGUGCUUUUUUUUCCUUUUUUCUUUUUAAUCACUUUUUUUAGGAGGAGGAGGGAGUAACAGAUAAAGAGGUGGAGUGAGAAAGGAAGGGGAGCCAGAGAUAGCAGCCCCACAGCUGGGGUGGAAAAGAAAAGGAGAGCGAAAUUGGAGGGGGGGAGUUGGAGUAGCGGGUUGCCUUUUUUGCAAGCCGCAGGGCUACCACCAGUGAGUAAGCCUUGGAUCCCUCAACGUACUGCGAGACCCCGGUGUAUAGCCCGGACCUGUGCCCCAACAUGAUAGCGGCUCAGGCAAAGCUGGUGUACCAGCUCAAUAAGUACUACACAGAGCGCUGUCAGGCGCGUAAGGCGGCAAUCGCCAAGACGAUCCGAGAGGUCUGUAAAGUGGUCUCGGAUGUGCUGAAGGAAGUGGAGGUCCAAGAGCCUCGCUUCAUCAGCUCCCUGAGUGAAAUCGAUGCCCGCUACGAAGGGCUGGAAGUCAUCUCUCCCACCGAGUUCGAGGUAGUGCUCUAUCUCAACCAGAUGGGCGUUUUCAACUUCGUGGACGAUGGCUCGCUGCCUGGCUGCGCAGUACUCAAGCUGAGUGACGGUCGUAAGCGAAGCAUGUCUCUCUGGGUGGAGUUCAUCACCGCAUCAGGCUACCUCUCAGCGCGCAAGAUCCGCUCGCGCUUCCAGACACUGGUGGCGCAGGCAGUAGACAAGUGCAGCUACCGGGACGUGGUGAAAAUGAUCGCGGACACUAGCGAGGUGAAGUUGCGCAUCAGGGAGCGCUAUGUGGUACAGAUCACACCAGCGUUCAAGUGCACUGGGAUCUGGCCCCGCAGCGCGGCCCAGUGGCCUAUGCCCCACAUCCCUUGGCCUGGCCCCAAUCGGGUGGCAGAGGUCAAGGCCGAAGGGUUCAACUUGCUCUCCAAGGAGUGCUACUCUUUGACAGGCAAGCAGAGUUCUGCAGAGAGUGAUGCCUGGGUGCUUCAGUUUGGGGAGGCUGAGAACCGACUGUUGAUGGGCGGCUGCCGAAACAAGUGCUUAUCAGUGCUGAAGACUCUGAGGGACCGUCACCUGGAGCUGCCAGGCCAGCCGCUCAACAACUAUCACAUGAAAACCUUACUGCUUUAUGAGUGCGAGAAACACCCUCGGGAAACUGACUGGGACGAAGCGUGCCUAGGAGACCGGCUCAAUGGCAUCCUGCUGCAGCUCAUCUCUUGUCUGCAGUGCCGGCGAUGCCCCCACUAUUUUUUGCCCAACCUCGACCUCUUUCAGGGCAAGCCUCAUUCGGCUCUGGAGAGCGCAGCCAAACAGACCUGGAGGCUGGCCAGAGAGAUUCUCACCAAUCCCAAAAGCCUGGAUAAAUUAUAGGGUGGUGGAGACUACUUAGAAAAGUAACAGCAACGACGUACUCCCGUCACACAGCAGAAAAACAAAAACUCCAAAACACAAAUUUUUAUUUAAUCAUCAAGCAAAAAGAAGAAAAAACAUCCUUACCACCAGAUAGAGGAACAUUUAAAAAACAAACAAGUCAUCUUGUACAGGACAGUGAUCUUUCUUCCAAAAAAAUGUGAAUUUAAAAGAUCACACAAAAGAAGCAAUCGGACUUUGCCACAACAAAACGAAACCCAAGGUACAUUUUCAAAUCCCUGUAUAGUCGUCUUUUCCUCCUUUUAUCUCCUCUACUUUGUUUUCUGUUUGCCUGAAUGUUGUCACCAAGUGAAAAAAAAAUUAUUUAACUAUAUGUACAAAUUUCUCUUUUAAAAGUUUUACUGAUGUUAAAUGUAUUUCAGUGCCAACGUCAGAUUAUGUGCCCUCUCUCUCUCUUGCACCUCUAUCCUCACCCUAAACCCACUUGUUGAAAACAGUAAUAAAAUAUUACUUUAACUUUG